CUCAGCUGAGUUGGUUGGGUUGCCUUGGUCAGGAAAUGGCGGAAUGCGCUCACAUGAAUCUGAUAGAUUCAAUUUCUAGACUUGAUUGGCUGGUAGGAAGAGACGUCAGGCAGGUGCAAGAGAUGGCGGGAACAUGUAGACCACACCGAACCCAUUUCACUUGUUUCCCUGGGCGGGCAGCGCCGAGCAGCAGCCAAAAUGUGGUACGGUUUUGUCCUUCUACUUCUUUGGUCAUCAGUAGCAUCAAGUCAGACAGAGGUAAACAGACACAGGCAAGGCCAAAACUCAAGCCACACUGACCACCUGGGUUUGGAUGACCCUAUGCACGUCCAGCAAGCCAUGAGGCAGUGGCUGAAGAAGAGGAUGGUGAAACAUCGAGAAGACAUUAAUCAGGUUUAUCAUACACGCGUUCCUGACCCUCGCAAGAAACGUGCCAUUGGGCUUGGAGCGUCUAUCCCUGCAGAUGAAUCUGACCGCCUGUGGCUGAGACAGGUGGUUGAGCUGAGUCAGUGUCUGGAAUGUGAGGACUACGUCAUGGAUGAUCAACACAGUGUCGUGUCUGGCAUGACAGCCUUCAACUUCUCAGGAGACGUCUACUUGGGGUUUAUCAGGAAUGGUCCAUGGACAAACAGCAAUAUCUACAGAUUUGACACAGAUUUAGAGACCUUCCAUGCACAUGACUCAAUCCUUACCCAUGGUGCACAGGGUGUGGCCACUACCCUCAUCACUGACAUCUCCACUGGAGCACCCCAUGUUCUGAUGGCAGUCUCCAGCAAUAUCACCAACACUGUAGCUGGGUAUUAUGCCCCAAUAGUCACUAUAUAUGGGAAAACCUCACCAUACACAGGAUUUGAGAGGAGACAGUCCAUUAUCAACCCUGAGGGACAGUCUGCCACCAUGUUCCGCUAUGACGACCAUCUGUGGCUGGCAGUAGCUACUUAUGCUGAUCCUGGCAAGCUGGAAGGACACCAGAAAAAAUUUCAGUACAGAUCCAGAAUCUUCCGUUGGGAGCAUGGCCAUUUUGAUGCAAUAUACAGCAUCCAGACAGAGGGAGCAGUGGACAUUGAGCACUUGGAGAUCAAUGGAGAGUCGUACCUUGCUAUAGCAAAUCAUCGCACCUUUGAUACGUUCUGUACCUUGUCUUUCCUGUACAAGCUUGACAGUGAGACAGAUGAGUACGAGUUGUAUCAGAACUUCCACACAUGUGGUGCUUCAGACUUUGAGCACUUUGAGAUGGGUGGGCACCACUACCUUGCUGUUGCCAACCAGUUCAAGGACAUAACACUGACAGCACAUCCACACUCAUCACACGUCUACAGACAGUAUCAGAUUGACUCAGUCAUCUACUGGUGGGCGGGGAGCCAGUUCAUAGAAUGGCAGUUCAUUCCGACCAUCGGCAUCACCCAGUGGGAAUCCCUUCGCCUGCCCAACAAUGAAGUUGUCCUCAUUGCAGCCAAUAGCCAGGGCCCACUGGUGCUGUACCAGUAUGAUGAGUCAGGACAGUUCCUACCUGUUCCACUAGAGGUGGCCCUCCCCACCCAUGUGUCAAUGGUACAGGCCAUGACCAUCCAGCAAAGGUUCUACUUGGUCACUGUCUCCUCCAGGAAUAGCACCAAGUCCAAUGUCUUCAGAUUGGAGUUCUCUGGUCAACAAGAGGAGAAUGCUGAAGAAAAAAUUCUAGACAAAGCAAGAUUGAUGGUGAAGAAACUAUCUGAGAAGACAGAGGAGCUGCAAGGCAGGGUUAAGAAACUGAGGAACCAUUUUGAUAAAAUCAUGACUCUUCCAGAUGAUCAGACUGUGACCGGAAACCAUGAGUAUGAAUAUGUGGAGGUGGAGCAUCUCAUAGUGCAGAACUUGAAGAUUGUUCGGCCUCCAAAGCCAGAGACAGCUACAAAUCUGGGUUCCACCAAACUGGACCUGUCCAGCCUGGAGGAGGGUGUCAGCAGGACUGGGAAGAUGCUUGGAGACAUCCAGGAGAAGAUGAAAGAUGUUGUUAUGAUGACUGAUGGACCCAGCAUCGUCAAAGGUACCAAGACCUUUGCUAAGGAUAUAACUGUUGAAGAGCUCAUUGUUGAAGAGGUGACAACAUCUGGACUUGUGAAUGGGGUGGAUUUUGUGGAGCUGGAUAGAUCAGUGGUGAAGAUGACAGGAGACCAGGAGAUCAGAGGAAACCUGAUCAUCCAUGGUGAUGUCCACGUAGCUGGGGACGUACUGGUCAAUGGAACCACCAAUAAUGCCACACUGGAUGAUCUGGUGCUGAUCCAUGAGAACAGCAAUCUAACAGCAAACUUCACCUUCUCUGGGUCACCAGCAAUCAUUGUGGAUGGCGAUGUUCAAGUCCAAGGAGAAGUCAAUGGCCUGUUGAUACCAGAAGACCUGGUUCUUGUGUAUGGAGAUCAGGAAAUUGCAGGCCUAAAGACCAUCGAUGAACAUGUUACUGUUGAUGGCAAUGUGGAGAUGGGCAUGUACAGAGAAAUAGAUGGGAUAGAUGUGUCAGAAUUUGCCGACCAGGUUGUUCUCCUGAGUGAGAACCAGACCAUCAAUGGCUCACUGAUCUUUGAGGACCUUAUGAUCGACGGUGACCUAAUAACAGAGGGCCUGGUGAACGGAGUAGAACUUGUUGAUUUGGCUGACAAUGCUGUGUACAAGGACACCGAUCAAGUCAUUCAUGGUGUAAAAAUCUUCAAUGGGACUGAAGGCUUGUUGCUGAACAUAACUGGUGACAUGACAGUGGAAGGACGGUUGAAUGGUUAUUUUGUUCCCGAUGACUACAUCACAACAUCUACUGAACAGACUGUGACAGGAUCUCUGACAAUAACAGGAGACCUGCAUGUGACUGGGGACAUUGAGACAGAAGGUGGUCUGGGCUGGACUGAGGAUGGGCAGGUGACCUGGAUUGACUUUUCGGAGGAUUCAGUUCUGGUGUAUGGUGACCAGAAUAUAACAGGACAUAAGACUUUCACAAACAGCAUAGGCAUUGAAGGGGACAUGGACAUGUCUGAAGAUGUAACCAUAGAAGGAGUAGAUGUUUCUGAACUUGACGAGAAGUCAGCCAAGAAGAAUGAAGCAACCAUCAUCGAGGACUUUGUAACUUUCCAAAACGAUGUGAAUGCCACUGAUGUGAUUCUAAACAGCACGUUGAAUGAUAUUGAUGUCAGUGAGUUUGCCGAACAAGUCUUUACCAAGUCAGGCAACCAAACAAUCCUUACAAAGAUGACAUUCAAGAACCUGACUUUGGGGGAUGUUGACAUCUCGGGGCUGCUGGACGGUGAAGAGGUUCCUGGGAACUUGGUAACCACGGCAACAGAACAGGUGAUCAGCGGGAGCUGGGCGGUGGAAGGUGACGUGGACAUCGCAGGAGAUCUGAUGGUGGCUGAGGGGGUGACUGUGGGAGGGCUGGACUAUUCUGAGGUGGACAGGACUGUGGUAAAGGUCCACGGCAACCAGACCAUCACUGGACCAGUGCAGUUUGCUGGGAAUGUCACAUUCUGCGACAUAGAACUACAGGGACUGCUGAAUGGACUAAGUAUACCCGAGGACCUAGUGUUGAAAUAUGGAGACCAGAACAUAACAGGACGCAAGAUCUUCUUGGACGAUGUGUACGUGAUGGGCGACCUGUACGCUGAAGAGGUCAGCACUGGGGACAGACGUCUCAAUGACAUCGACAUCGUGCAGCUGGCUGAGAACGCUGUCAUGCUGGAGGGAGACCAGAACAUCGCAGGACGGAAUACCUUUCUUUCUGACAUAGAAGUACUGGGAGACCUGACUGUGGAGGGACUGGUGAAUGGUGUGGAUCUGGCAGACUUAGCAGACUCUGUGGUUACACUCUCUACUGACCAAGUCCUGGAGGGGGAUUUUAUAUUCAUGGAUGAUGUUGAGUUUCUCGGUGAGGAUGUGGAGAUAAGUAACACUGUGAAUGGAGUGGACUUGUCCCAGUUUGCUGAGGAAGUUGUACGCAUGUCAGAUGAAGUCAUCACAGGCACCAAAACAUUCUCUGGUGAUGUGAUGAUUAUUGGCCAUCUUGAGGUGGAGGAGGUGAAUGGAGUUGACAUCUCAGACCUUGCCAACACUGUCCUGUACAAGUCCAAACCGCAGAUCCUGACUGGACACAAAAUAUUCAGCGACAACUUCACAUGUGAUAACCUGGACCUUGUUGGAGAUGGCCUGAUAGAUGGUGUGGACUUGUCUGAGGCCCUCACCCUGUCAGGGAACCACACUGUCUAUGGUGAUGUCACCUUCAACAAUACAGUCUACAUUAACAGUAGUCUCACUGUUGACGGGCUCAUCGACGGAGUGGACCUUACUGAACUAAAUGCGACAGCUGUACGGUUGGAUGCAGACCAUCAGACAAUCAGCGGCAACAAAACAUUUCAUAACUUGACCAUAUUUGGAGACGUAACUGUUGAUGGGUCAACAGACACCAUUGUAGACUUGAGGGAUUUCUGUCAUUCCCUGAUGACAGGCAAUGCAGACCAAAGGAUAGAUGGCAAGAUUGUGAUUGAAGGGGACCUGAACAUUGUCAAUCUACAGGCUAACACAAUCAAUGGAGUGAACAUGCAUGACUUCCUACACAACACCAUGCUGAAGUCAGCCAGACAGACCAUCUUAACCCCCCAGGUCAUCUUCUCACACCCAGAUGGACUGAUAGUGGAGGGAGACCUCUAUGUGGAGGGUGAUGUUGUAGUGAACUCUGGAGGCACCAUAAAUGGUGUGGACAUCUCGGAGCUGUAUACAGACAUGGUCCACCAGGGAUGGGACGAGGACAUCACUGGACACAAAACAUUUGUCAACAACUUAGUUAUCCAUAGUGACGUGACUAUUCCAGGGCUCAUCAAUGGAAUAAACAUCAGCGACGCAGUCCUUCUGCACACUGACCAGAACAUCUCUACCCACGUCACCUUUGAUGGAGACCUGGAAGUGGGUGGCAGCAUUGCUGUGACAGGAUUGGUGGAUGGGGUUGAUGUGUCAGGACUCGCCAGCAGGGUCGUCACGCUGUCCACUGAUCAGGAGAUCUCAGGAGAGGUCACGUUCAAGGACUUACACAUAACUGGUGGCCUGAGAGUUGACCAGACUGUGAAUGGAUUCAAGUUUCCUGAAGAUUUUGUCAAUUUAGGGAAACACCAGACCAUCAAGGGGAAGAAGAUCUUUGUAGGCGACGUCAUCAUCGAGAAAAAUCUACUGACAGAAGAACUAUAUGGCAUUAACUUGGACCGACUGUAUCGAGUUGUUCACAAACACUUCAAAACACUUGGAAAGAUUCAGAGUAACUCAUUUGAUGAGAGCAUAACCUUUGGUGGUAAAGUGUUCAUCCAUGGCAACGUCACCCUGCAUGGCCCAGUGGAGGGACUCGACCUCUCCGCCAUUCCUGCCCUGCCAGACUUCUGCAGCCCUGACCACAGCCAGCUGGGCAGAUUUAGAGACCAGCUUCAAGGCCUCUGCCCUGUCAUCAAUAAUCUGAUCGACAGAACAUCAGACCUUCCUCAGCGCAUUGGGUACUUCAACAUAAUCCAGACCAUCCAAACACCGGGGGUCGUCAAAGGGUCGUUCUUCCAGCCAGACCCAAACGGGGACUCCUGGUUCAUUGUCCUGUCUCCUGUACCCAGUACUGACCCCUGCUCAGCCAGUCUGGGGUACAUCUGUGGAGAAGGUGACCCAUACUGCCAACCUUUCUCUGAUCUCAGCCUACCAACUCACAACCCCAGCAGCAUCGAGUUUUACACAGUGCACGACAUGGCGUUCAUCAUCUGGCUGAACCAGGGUUCUGGGACGAGAGCCUGUCUAGACUUCCUCCCUCCUGAUGUCCUGCACGACGAGGUGUCAAUCAUCAUCAGUCCCAUCACUGACACACCCAUGGUGAUCCCCACCCAGGGAGCCAUGGACCUAGCCAUGUUUGGGACAGCACGGGGAGUGUACCUGGUCGUCGCCAAUAGUUACAACGAGAAGAUACAGUCCAGCAUCACACCGUCAGCUGUAUUCAAGAUGAUAAAGCAGGGAGAUGAGUUUGCCUUUACGUGGGUGCAGUCCCUGCCGACAGUCGGGGCCUCAGCCAUGGACAUCCUCCAGGUGGACAGCACCACCUACCUGUGUGUGGCCAAUCACCACGACUCUGACAGGGACACUGGGGACCUGAUGUCACAAGUCUUUGUGUGGGAUUCUGCUGGUGAACAGUUCCACUUGCUCCAAGAAUUCCACACCUACUAUGCGGUGGACUGUGUUUUGUUCGAGAUCAAUGGGAAGGUAUUUGUUACCUGGGCACAACACAACCCCAAGGAGUCACCUGACAUGAUCUCACCUGUCAUUAUAUACAGGUUUGACAGUUCUGCAGGCCAGUUUGAGGAUGUUAUUCUACAGUCCCUUCAGGUUCCAGGGGCAUAUGAUGUGGAAUUCUUUUCAGCCUAUGGUGACUCGUACCUGUCUGUAGUGGUGUCUGACGGAAGGGUGCGCCUCUUUAAGUGGGCAGGUGUCAAUGCCUUCGCUCAGGAUCCCUUCUACCUGGACCUACAAGGUUUACCCAACAUACUGCAGUUAUCAGAUCGUCCCAGAUCAACAAGAGCGCAAGAUGUUGAGAUUAUGUCCCACCGAGGAGACGUGUUUAUGUUAGUGCCAGCCUAUCUGUCGUCAGAUUCAGGAGGAAACACAGCAGACACCAUCCUCCUGAAGGCUCAUAUUGAGGGGAAGACUGGGUCUGGACUGAGCCACCAUCCUUGUGAGGGUUUAUAACACAUGCUGCUGAUAAAUCAAGUCUAGAUAUGCUGCUGUGUAUUACAUCUGUACAGGCCAUAUCUGUGUUGCAUGGAUGUACAUGUUGGUGAACAAAGGGAAAUCUAUUACAUCUUUAUGAUUCUACAUAUCCUUGUUUAUAUGAACAGUUAAAAGAUUAUUGUUGGAAAAGUACAAAAGAGUCUGAAAGUAUGAGAUUGAAUACAAUAAUGUAGUGUAGUGACAUAAGGAGUAAAAUACAUAUUCUGCUAUGA
Branchiostoma floridae (Florida lancelet) is the source of this 6974-nucleotide messenger RNA. RefSeq lists its product as uncharacterized. The transcript has 39 exons. The record is from RefSeq and is a predicted model, not a curated record. The coding region runs from base 199 to 6720 and encodes 2173 amino acids. Gene Ontology annotation, molecular function: heparin binding. NCBI's taxonomy places the organism in Eukaryota, Metazoa, Chordata, Leptocardii, Amphioxiformes, Branchiostomatidae. Gene Ontology annotation, cellular component: cell surface.